AUGAGGACGUUGUCCAACGAAUUGGUACUCGACUACGUCAAACUUGAUGAGGAUUCUUGUUGGACAUGUUUGCGCUGUUUCAAGACCUAUAUUAGUAAAUAUAAUGUGCAAAGACAUCUGGCAUCGAGUUACGUCAAAUCUUCAAGACCGACGACUAGUUACGUCAAUUCUUCUACCUGUCCCGUCGCUCCCAAGCGUACGCAGUGUAUGGACAAGAGUGCAGGACAAUUACGAUCUAACAUGCCGCUUAUGGAAGAGGUACAGUCAAUGGACAGCACGUAUUGUGAAGAUGUAGAAAUGAGCUCGUUUGAAACAGACUGUGAAAUAUCUGAUCAAUCUUCUGAAGAACUAGAUAAUUCGUCUACAGACUCAGAAAUUGACAUUGAUAGUUUCUCUUCCGACAUGGACAAGCCUUUGUACGACGGCUGUCCUAUUAAUAAGUCAGAGCACUUGACUGCCGUACUUGCUUUCAUCACGCGCCAUAGCUGCAAUCAGCGAAUGACAACAGAUCUCUUACACUUAAUCAGACUACACUGCUCUACAGAAAACUCUUGUGAAAAAACCUGGAUGGUCUUUCAUCUAAGAGUCAGAAGCUGCUUGAUCUUCGAACUGAUCACACCUUGCACGACGUUUGUAGUGAGUGUGGAAUUUUGUAUCCUGAAGACUGUUCCAUCGUUUCUUGCCCAACAGCACAUUGUACAGGACUUAGGUACAAAGGCACGCUUGAAGAUCAGAUGUUUCGAAGAAGACAUUCAUUCAUUGCAACCACAUCGUUGGAAGAUGAGAUUCGCCUUGUUUUGGAAAGACCGGGUGUUUGGGACAUCAUGCUUGAUUACAAACGAGAGCAGUCUUCCAGCUCUACGAUCAAUGACAUAUGUCAUGGAAUGUGUUACAAGGAAACACACAACUCUCUCACACGCUCUGCAGUGACUCUACUCUUAAUACCGAUGGUGUACUACUGUACAAGUCCUCAU
Molecule: messenger RNA, 974 nt
Organism: Corticium candelabrum
Lineage: Eukaryota; Metazoa; Porifera; Homoscleromorpha; Homosclerophorida; Plakinidae
Exons: 6
Coding region: 1-930 (309 amino acids)
Source: RefSeq, a predicted model, not a curated record